AUGUUAGCAGAAAGAAGAGCCAGAGAAGAGCGUGAGAGAGCAGAGGCAGAAGUGGAGGAGAGAUUAAAGGCUGAAUAUGGAGCAGCAUUGAGUCCAUUACAGACUAGGCAAGUUAAGCCGUAUGUCAAACUUCACUCCACAACACCUGCUUACAGUCAGCAUCCCGCCAUGUUGGUCUGCAGCGUCUAUGACUUCUAUCCCAGUAAGAUCAAAGUGAGCUGGCUGAGAGAUGGACAGGAAGUCACCUCUGAUGUCACUUCCACUGAGGAGAUGGCAGAUGGUGAUUGGUACUACCAGACCCACUCACACCUGGAGUACACACCCAGGUCUGGGGAGAAGAUCUCCUGUAAGGUGGAGCACGCCAGCCUGGAGAAACCUCUGAUCACUGACUGGGAUCCCUCCUCAGAAUUGUCCAUGCCUGAGUCAGAGAGGAACAAGCUCGCCAUCGGAGCUUCAGGACUGAUCCUGGGUCUGAUCUUAUCUCUGGCUGGAUUCAUCUACUACAAGAGGAAGGCCCGAGGUCAGAGCAGGACUCUCACUCACAGACCAGUUCAUACCUGAAACCAGUUUAAAACC
Maylandia zebra (zebra mbuna) is the source of this 576-nucleotide messenger RNA. The record is from RefSeq and is a predicted model, not a curated record. NCBI's taxonomy places the organism in Eukaryota, Metazoa, Chordata, Actinopteri, Cichliformes, Cichlidae.